Sphaerodactylus townsendi is the source of this 1306-nucleotide messenger RNA. RefSeq names its product solute carrier family 13 member 2-like. Gene Ontology annotation, molecular function: transmembrane transporter activity. Gene Ontology annotation, biological process: monoatomic anion transmembrane transport. Lineage: Eukaryota; Metazoa; Chordata; Lepidosauria; Squamata; Sphaerodactylidae. The transcript has 7 exons. Gene Ontology annotation, cellular component: membrane. The annotation marks the transcript as partial. The record is from RefSeq and is a predicted model, not a curated record.
AUGGUGAAUUUUCAACCUGCCAAACCAAAAAGCGCGAUUUCUGCACGCAUUCACUCAGACCUACCGCCCUGCUUCCGUAUACCACGCAAGCCGGCAUGUGAUCGUCGCACGGUGCUCCUCCGUUACCCGGAAGCUCUGCCGCUAGGGGCCACAUCUCUUCUGCCGGUCGUGCUGUUUCCACUCAUGGGCAUCAUGGACUCCAGCAAGGUGUGCAUGGAAUACCUGAAGGACACCAACAUGCUCUUCAUUGGGGGGCUGCUAGUGGCCAUCGCGGUAGAGCACUGGAACCUGCACAAGCGCAUCGCCUUGAGGGUCCUUCUGAUACUCGGGGUCAGGCCUGCUUUGCUUCUGAUGGGCUUCAUGGGGGUCACCGCUUUCCUCUCCAUGUGGAUCACCAACACGGCCACCACUGCCAUGAUGGUCCCCAUUGCACAAGCCGUCCUGCAGCAGCUGCACAAGACGGAGCAAGAGAGAAACACUGCUGAGCCAGAGUCCAACAAGAAUGAGACCGUCGAUCGAGCACACACUGAGCAAGCGCCGGUCAAAAACGGGACCGUCAAUGGAGGGUUUGAGUUGCAGGAAACAACUCUUCCGCCAGACCAAAGGCCUUUGCCAGCCCUCAGCUGUCAUCCCAGGCUGGCUCAGCCAAUCUUCUCCCUGGCUUUCUCCACAGCUUACGAAAGCCCGGUGACCAUGAGAAAAGAGGCGGAGCCAGUCAACCAAGAUCAGCUGGAAAAGAAGCAUCAGGCUUUUUGCAAAGGAAUGAGCCUCGCGGUGUGUUACUCGGCCAGCAUCGGUGGGAUUUCAACCCUAACAGGCACCACCCCCAACCUGGUGUUGAAGGGGCAGAUGGAUGACCUGUUUCCUGACAAUAACAACGUGUUGAACUUUGCCUCCUGGUUCAGUUUUGCUUUCCCGACCAUGGUUGUGCUUCUGGUCCUCUCCUGGCUUUGGAUGUUUCUGCUGUUCCUUGGCUUUGAUUUCCGGAAGAACUUUGGCUGCGGCGUAACUGAGUCGGAGAAAUCGAGGUUGAAAGAGGCCUAUGAUGUAAUCAGAAACGAGCACCGGGCACUGGGCCCAAUGAAAUUCUCUGAGAUUGUUGUCCUCGUCCUUUUCGUUGCCCUGGUGUUGCUUUGGUUUACCAGGGAACCUGGUUUCAUGCCAGGCUGGGCAAAUGCCGCCUUUUCUGUAGGCAAGGAAAGCUACGUCACAGAUGCUACCGUGGUCAUCUUCAUCUCUCUGCUGAUGUUCCUGAUUCCCUCUGAGUUGCCCAGGUGUUAUUGCCGAGGCCGAGGCCGGCAAGGAG